Pogoniulus pusillus (Red-fronted tinkerbird) is the source of this 1239-nucleotide messenger RNA. It is a transcript of the gene CD180, whose product is annotated as CD180 molecule. Gene Ontology annotation, molecular function: protein binding. The record is from RefSeq and is a predicted model, not a curated record. NCBI's taxonomy places the organism in Eukaryota, Metazoa, Chordata, Aves, Piciformes, Lybiidae.
AUGCAGGCAGAAUCAGCAGUGGUCACAGUUCAGGCUAAAGGUAUUUCCACAAGAACUGUGUCCACUCAGGCAGAGGUCAGACACAAACAUGCAGGUUUCCAGACUCCUGGCUGUGGGGAGUGCCAGAAUUUCUCACUUCACAUGUCAGACUGCACAAACUACACCCGUGCGCAUCGUGACCAGGUUAAAGACCUUCUCUCUCUAGUGGCUGAGCUGAAGGAGGAAGUUGAAAGACUGCAGACUAUCAGGGAGUGCAAUCAGGAGCUAGACUGCUGUGCUGCCUUCCCCUCCCUCAUCCACCUCCACAUCAAGGGGAACACACAGGUCCUGCAGACGGACUCUGGCUGUUUAGAGAAACUAGCAGCAGUUUAAACACUAGGUUCAAGUAAGAGCCAUACUGAGAGUUUUGAGUGCUUCAAGGAAGCACUGACAGGUUUGAGCAGCCUUCAGUAACUGAAUCUGGGCCACAACAUAAAGCGCCACGUCCAAGAUGUGCUCAUUAAGAACAGUGCUAACCCAGAGCUACUGAAUGUAGCUUUCAUUCCUCUUCAUGUCAGCACUUCACAGGGUCCUCAGUGAAAUUUGCAUCUUUAGCAAGUGCUGAAUGUUUCCUCCUCCCACAUUAUUAUUAGCAUUCAGCAUCUCUUUCAAGGGCUGGAAAACCUCAUGCACUUGGACCUUAGUCAAAAUAACUUUGAGUUGGGGAACAUGCCAAAGAACAAACUGUUCAAACAGCUAUCCAAUUUAGAGGUGCUAAUAUUAUCAUCCUGUGAACUGACAGCAAUAGGCAACCAAGCACUCCACACCCUUGAGAAGUUACAGCAUGUUGAUCUGAGCCACAACAAACUGUUGAGCACAGAUGCAUUUUUAAACCUCAGGAACAUCUAUCUCAAUUUUGCCCACAAGAAGACUCAUGUGUCUGUAUCCUGUGACAAGCUAUCACACCUAGAUAGCCACUUUGUCAUCAAAUUAAGAUACAAUCUUCUGGAUUGCAGCUGCUCUGAUAUUGGUUUAGUCACCUGAUACAUACAGAAUCUGGAUACAAUAGAAGACUCCAAAGGAAUAAGGUGCUUUCAAACCAAACUGCUUGCUGGGACUCAGCUGGCCAUCAUCUCACUCUUCUGUGGGUUGAACACAGCAGGAAUCAUCAUAGCAGACCUGGCUGUUACCCUGUGGUACCAUCUUCAUUUGGGGUGCUCACUAUUACAAGAGAAACUGCCAGCAAAUGUAAGUUCCUGA